AUGGCGGCCGUGGACUUCUCCAAAGUUUACUCUGCUACUUAUAGCAGUGUCCCGGUUUAUGAGUUCAAAAUCGACGGUGACAGUGUCAUGCGAAGGCGUUCCGAUGACUGGAUAAAUGCUACACAUAUUCUGAAAGUUGCCGGGUUUGACAAGCCUGCGAGGACUCGCAUCCUGGAACGCGAGGUGCAGAAAGGGGUCCAUGAAAAGGUGCAAGGUGGCUAUGGGAAAUAUCAAGGGACAUGGAUUCCGCUUCCUGAGGGCCGCAUGCUCGCUGAGCGCAACAACAUAAUCGACAAGCUAAGGCCGAUAUUCGACUACGUUGCUGGAGAUCGCAGUCCACCACCUGCCCCGAAACAUACCACUGCAGCCUCGUCGAAGCCAAGAGCCCCAAAGAAUACAAACAAGAGAGUCGCGAAUGAAGAGGUUGUCCCUGCUGUAAAACCGCACCGAAGUAUGGCACCGCCCGCCUAUCAUCCCUAUGAGCCCUAUGAAAUGAGCCAAGGAUUCGACGAGGAUGAAUCUUUAGAACAGGCAACGCUUGAGUCAUCGUCUAUGAUCGCGGAUGAUGAGAUUAUGGCAAUGUCUCAAAAUGGUACAUACUCACGAAAGCGCAAGCGUGGGAUAAACGAGGCCCCAGCAAUCUCAAUUAGUGAACAGGAACACAUACUCUAUGGUGAUCAGUUGUUGGAUUAUUUCAUGACAGUAGGGGAUGCACCGGAAGCGACACGCAUUCCUCCCCCACAACCGCCUGCCAACUUCCAGGUCGAUCGCGCGAUUGACGAAUCUGGAAAUACUGCUCUCCAUUGGGCAUGCGCCAUGGGUGACUUGGAGAUUGUGAGAGAUCUACUACGGAGAGGGGCAAAUAUCAAAGCACUAUCUGAACAGGAGGAGACACCCCUCGUGCGUGCCGUGCUGUUCACGAACAAUUAUGAGAAGAGGACGUUUCCACCGCUAUUAGAUCUUCUCUUGGACACAGUCUCAUUCCGAGACUGGUUCGGCGCCACUCUAUUCCACCACAUAGCAGAGACUACUCGGAGCAAAGGCAAAUGGAAGAGCUCGCGAUAUUACUGCGAAGUAUUGCUAGACAAGCUACGCGUUACGUUCUCGGCUGAGGAAGUUGAUUUAUUGCUGUCUUGUCAAGAUCAGAAUGGGGACACUGCUGCUCUGAUUGCUGCUCGAAAUGGCGCGUUUCGUUUGGUUGACCUACUACUCGCUCGGUGUCCGCGAUCUGGUGAGCUUAUAAAUAAUAAAGGCGAGGCAGCCUCAACUAUCGUCCGACGGGUACCACCUAAUGAGCGCGACGUCCCUCUUCCCCCUUCGUCUAUCACGAUGGGUAAUGAUCAAUUAGAUCCCGACGUCACAGCACCUGUCACAUCAGAUCACCAGCCUCCCAGCCUUCCGCAGGAUUCCUCCCCUGCUACCUCGGCAUUAAUGUCUAAGAUUGCCGUCAUAAUGGCCGAGGCGAACAGGAAACUCACCGCAGGCUACGGGAGCUCCAAGGCAAACCAGCAAGAUUCAGACGAUGUUGCGAAUCCGGAGGCACUUUAUGCGCAACUUGAAUCGGAUCGGCAAAAGAUUCAGAAACAGGUUAGUAUGCUGGUGGCGAAAGAAGCCGAAGAAGAGUCAAUCGACGCGCAGCUGGACCGCUACGAACAAUUAAGACAUAGCUACGAAUCCGUCUUGGAGCAAAUUCACCAGGCUCGACUCAGAGAGAGGAUCGCAUCAACGCCAGUGCCCGAGAAGGAAGAUACGGGAUCUGACCAGGACCAACAACUUCGCACAUAUCAUAUGGCCCGUCAAUUGUGCUCUGCUCAGAAGGCUCGGCGCGCAGCCGUGAAGGAUCUUGUCCAACAGACGGCCGAUGCGGGUGUAAGCACUAAAUUCGAUGUCCAUCGCAAGUUGGUAGCACUUGCCACCGGCCUCAAAGAGGAAGAUCUAGAUCCAAUGGCCGCAGAGCUGGCUGAAACACUAGAAUUCGAUCGAAUGAAUGGGAAGGCUGCAGGAGCCGAGUCACCAGAGCCAGAGGCCAGGGAGUCGGCCACAUUCCCCAUUCCUGGUCCGACGUUACUUCUCAGGUCUAAGCAACAACAGGCUACCUCUACCUACUUCCCUGCCUGCCUUUCUUACCUGGGAUGCGCUGCCAUUUUCUCACGAUCACUGAUGCAUGUUGAUGUUGAUUUCCUACUACUUCUGGCGGGCAAUUUGAGUUUCUGGUUCCUUUACACUAUUUUCACGCACCUGGAAGCAAGACAUGGUAUGGUGAUGCCACGGUGCUCUGGUACACGAAAUGGUAGGAUUGGUAGACAGCAGCAAGUGAGGACGAAUAUAUCUACUAAGUUAGCCUCCUGUAUGCAAGUAUCAUACAAAGAUGGUAACUAG
Molecule: messenger RNA, 2379 nt
Organism: Aspergillus niger
Lineage: Eukaryota; Fungi; Ascomycota; Eurotiomycetes; Eurotiales; Aspergillaceae
Exons: 7
Coding region: 1-2379 (792 amino acids)
Cellular component (GO): MBF transcription complex; SBF transcription complex
Molecular function (GO): protein binding; DNA binding; transcription regulator activity
Source: RefSeq, a predicted model, not a curated record